AUGGUUAUGGCUCGCAUUCUUGCAUCCCAGAAAACCAUUGCGGGUGCAGCUAUAGGUCGCAAGAAAGAUACAAAAAAUCGAUACAGCGACGAGUCCUGGGGCGAGAGAACAAGACAAAGUUUCCAUCCAAAAUUUUUUGACACCCUUGGUUCGACUCCGUCCUGUAAAGCUCAUAUUAGAGUAAGGAAUUUCAAGCCAGCCGUUGCAUGCUCUGUUUACACGCCACACAUCAACAGUAAUGACUCUACGACAUUAGAUUCGGCUCCUUUUAGCAAGACUCGGAGAGCUGACCCAAAUAAGGUAGCCUCCAUCAUUCUGGGAGGGGGUGCUGGUACUCGUCUCUUUCCUCUCACUAGCACGAGAGCCAAGCCUGCGGUUCCAAUUGGAGGGUGCUACAGGCUCAUAGAUAUCCCCAUGAGCAAUUGCAUCAACAGUGGCAUCGGAAAGAUAUUCGUUUUGACGCAGUUCAAUUCUUUCUCUCUCAAUCGCCACAUAUCUAAUACAUAUAAUUUGAGAAAUGGAGUGAAUGUUGGACAUGGAUUUGUCGACGUCUUGGCUGCUACUCAAACACCGGGAGAAUCAGGCAAGAGAUGGUUCCAAGGAACAGCCGACGCUGUGAGGCAAUUUAUUUGGAUCUUUGAAGAAGCCAAGCACAACAAUAUUGACAAUAUAGUGAUACUUUCUGGUGAUCAUCUUUAUCAGAUGGACUAUAUGAACUUUGUGCAGAAACAUUUAGAUGCAAAUGCUGAUAUCACAAUUUCAUGCGUCCCCAUGGACAAGAGUCGCGCAUCAGAUUAUGGGCUGAUGAAAAUUGAUAAGAAAGGAAGGAUUAUACAAUUUAAAGAAAAACCCAAGGGAUCAGAUCUGAAUUCAAUGGAAGUUGACACUACUCUUAUGGGGUUAUCUCCCGAGGAAGCACAAAAAUAUCCUUUCAUUGCAUCAAUGGGUGUUUAUGUGUUCAGAACCGAGACCUUGCUGAAACUAUUGAGAUGGAGUUAUCCUGCAUGCAAUGACUUUGCAUCUGAAAUUAUUCCAUCUGCUCUCGAGGAACACAAUGUCCAAGUAUAUCUAUUCAAUGACUACUGGGAAGAUAUUGGAACUAUAAAGUCAUUCUUUGAUGCUAAUCUAGCCUUAACAGAACAGCCUUCGAAAUUUAAAUUAUAUGAUCCGAAGACUCCUUUUUUCACUUCUCCAAGAUUUUUGCCACCAAGUAAAGUCGAAAAUUGCAAGGUCACGGAGGCAAUUAUUUCUCAUGGUUGCUUCUUGAGGGAGUGCUGCAUUCACCACUCUGUUGUUGGAUUGCGCUCGCGUUUAGAUUCUGGCGCAGAGCUUGAGGAUACUGUAAUGAUCGGUGCAGACUACUAUCAAACUGAUUUUGAAAUCGCAUCUCUUCUAUCAGAAGGAAAAGUCCCAAUUGGAGUUGGACAGAAUACAAAAAUCAGGAAUUGUAUAAUCGACAAGAAUGUCAGCAUAGGAAGAAAUGUGAUUAUUGCCAAUCGUGAGGGCAUUGAAGAAGCAGACAGGGCCCAGGAAGGAUUCUACAUUAGGUCAGGCAUCACGAUCAUACCCAAGAAUGCCAUAAUUAAAGAUGGAACGGUUAUCUAAAACACUCUGGUCGUUUGUUGCACGGGUCUUUAUGGGACGAUCAUCGAACUUAUUUUUUUAUAUAAAU
This is a messenger RNA of Prosopis cineraria, 1672 nucleotides long. RefSeq names its product glucose-1-phosphate adenylyltransferase large subunit 1-like. The record is from RefSeq and is a predicted model, not a curated record. Bases 1 to 1605 code for a protein of 534 amino acids. Gene Ontology annotation, molecular function: glucose-1-phosphate adenylyltransferase activity. Gene Ontology annotation, biological process: glycogen biosynthetic process. Lineage: Eukaryota; Viridiplantae; Streptophyta; Magnoliopsida; Fabales; Fabaceae. The transcript is spliced from 14 exons.